Molecule: messenger RNA, 1578 nt
Organism: Erythranthe guttata (spotted monkey flower)
Lineage: Eukaryota; Viridiplantae; Streptophyta; Magnoliopsida; Lamiales; Phrymaceae
Product: Translation initiation factor IF2/IF5
Biological process (GO): formation of cytoplasmic translation initiation complex; translational initiation
Cellular component (GO): cytosol
Molecular function (GO): translation initiation factor activity; eukaryotic initiation factor eIF2 binding; GDP-dissociation inhibitor activity
Source: RefSeq, a predicted model, not a curated record
UACGAAUUUUUACGAUUUUAAAGAAGGAACUUCUUUUGAAGAUAACUUGCUUCCCUUCAGAUAAAAUUGUUACCUAUUUGUGAAAAUGGAUUUGCAAAAUAUCGGUGCUGGAAAUAAGGACGAUGCCUUCUACAGGUACAAGAUGCCCAGAAUGAUAACAAAAAUCGAGGGCCGCGGGAAUGGCAUCAAAACGAAUAUAGUCAACAUGGUUGAUAUUGCAAAGGCUUUGGGCAGGCCUGCUUCUUACACGACCAAGCAUUUCGGAUGCGAAUUGGGAGCUCAGUCCAAGUUUGAUGAGAAGACCGGAGCUUCACAUGUCAACGGGGCCCACGAUACUUCGAAACUGGCCGGGCUUCUCGAGAACUUCAUCAAGAAAUUCGUGCAGUGCUACGGCUGUGGCAACCCCGAAACGGAAAUCAUCAUUACAAAGUCACAGAUGAUCAAUCUCAAGUGUGCCGCAUGCGGUUUCAUCUCGGAGGUUGACAUGAGGGAUAAGCUCACAACUUUCAUUCUGAAAAACCCGCCCGAGUCGAAGAAAGGAUCCAAGGACAAGAAAGCAAUGAGGCGGGCUGAGAAGGAGCGGCUCAAGGAAGGAGAAGUAGCCGAUGAGGAGGUGAAGAAGCUCAAGAAAGAUGCCGCUAAGAAAAAGGGUUCGUCUGGAAAUUUAAAGGAAGUAGCUGCGAAAGCAAUCACCAAGAAGAAGUCUAUUCACUCAGACGAAGACCAUUCUCCGAAUGGCAGUAGCCAUGCAGAUGACCAUGAAGUAGAAUGUGACGACGACGACGACGACAACAUCCAGUGGCAAACGGAUACUUCUUCAUUAGCUGCUCAACAAAGAAUCAAAGAGCAGCUUAACGCUAUCACAGCUAGUAUGGUUAUGCUCUCGACCGAUGAAGAGAAGCCAAAAUCAGGUAAAAUCUCUCCGAAAAGGGCUACGAACGAAAUCAAGAAGUUUAUCAAGAAAGGGUCUCCUGUUAGCCAGUUCAAAUCGCUACUGCAGUCUCUUUCCGGUACGCAACAGCAAAUAACCGAUGCGUUAUUCGAGGCAUUGUUUGAAGGAGUUGGAAAAGGAUUUGCUAAAGAGGUUGUGAAGAAGAGGAACUACCUUGCGGCUGCAGUUGAGGAAGAGGGCUCGCAGGCGGUACUGCUUCGUGCAGUAGAGUCCUUUUGUGGAAAAGCGAGCAACGAGGCGGUGAAAGAGGUGGCUUUGGUUUUGAAGGCGCUUUAUGAUAGUGAUGUGGUGGAAGAGGAGUUCAUUGUGGAGUGGUACAAGAAGGGCGUAAAUGGCGGCAAUAAAGGGUCUCCGAUUUGGAAGAAUGUUAAGCCGUUUGUUGAGUGGCUGCAGAGUGCCGAAUCUGAAUCGGAAGAUUGACGAUAUUGUUUUUUCGUGUUUUAUUGUGAUGAAAUGCCGUUGAUUUAUAUCUGUGUUUUUUCGCAGAAAUACUAUGUUUGAAGUGAUUCAACUGUGUUGUUGGUUUCUUGAAACAAGGAGGAACUAUAUGUAGCUAGGGCUAUUUUGGUCAUAAUUUUUGUAAUGUUGGUUUUCAAUUAUGAUUUGGAGAGAGUGCUAUAUAGUGU